Messenger RNA from Colletotrichum phormii, 1491 nucleotides. RefSeq lists its product as uncharacterized. The transcript is spliced from 4 exons. Gene Ontology annotation, molecular function: zinc ion binding; DNA-binding transcription factor activity, RNA polymerase II-specific. Bases 1 to 1491 code for a protein of 496 amino acids. Gene Ontology annotation, biological process: regulation of DNA-templated transcription. Lineage: Eukaryota; Fungi; Ascomycota; Sordariomycetes; Glomerellales; Glomerellaceae. The record is from RefSeq and is a predicted model, not a curated record.
AUGGGCCAGAAACAGGAAGACGACGAUCUGCCAAACGGUGAUACCAGACGGCACAGCGAGCCCAGCAUCAAGCGUCGCCGCAUCACAAAGGCCUGCGAUUUCUGCCAUCGUCGAGGGCGGAAAUGCAAGCCCGUGCCCGACGGAGGCGACCCCGCCUCCGUCGCCAGCCCUGGCGGCACCCCAAGCUGUCUGACCUGCAUCGAACACGGCGCGACCUGCACAUGGAACCGUGUUGCCGCCAAGCGAGGUGUCAAAUCAAAGACGUCGCCCUCCUCAUCGGUGAACAAUAACAAGUCUCACUCCUUCGAUGAUGCCGAUGGCGAUAGGUGGUUCUACGACGAAAGCCGCCACGGGAGCCGGGCCCUCAUCUAUCGGCUCAUCGUCAUCUUUUUUGACACUGUAUACCCUGUAUUUCCAUUUUUCGACGAGGUGUCCUUACACAAGGAAUGGGAGGCCACCAGUCUGUCAUCCAGCAGGGCUUCAUUCGCCCGGCUGAUGGCUAUUUGUGCAUUGAGUUCGUGUCACGUCAGAGAUGGCGCCUUGUUCAACCCGGAUACGCCCACUCCUCUUCUCCUCGAGCAUCAUGAAGCCUACAUGCAGGAUGCAGAAAGGGCGAUUCCAGAAAGAAAUCGCGACAUCAGCAGUUCCGAAGCCUUUGAGUAUCUACAGGUCCUCGGCACUUUAUCGCUGGCCGCCACACAGCUCAAAGACGACCCUCUCUUCCAUGAGUGUAUGGGCCGUUAUCAUACAUUAGUAGCUCAGCAUACCUUCCAUUUCGAAGCGCGCUGGCCCUCGCACCUAACAUACCCCGAGAAGCAUGUAAGGCGGCAGUUCUUCUGGUCAAUGUACCGCUUGGAGGUUCACGCUGCGCUGAUCGACGACCACGUGGUACGGUGCCCCGAACUACAGUGCGCCGUUGCAUAUCCGCAGCAAGUUGACGGCCUCGCCGGCAUCGUCGACGCGUCAGGGCAAACCGAGAAGACUCGUUUCAGCCAUGGCAGCUGGCUCACCGGCUGGAACUACAUCACCGACUUGUACCGCGUUCUGGAACACGUCAUUGUUCGAAUGCGCAAAGAUCGACUGAAGACUCUCGACAGAGGGCCGAUUCAACACGAACCUCUUAUGCCCAACAUUGACGACAUGCUGCACCUGGUUCUUGGGAAGAAGAGCAAUCUUCCACCAUAUGCCACAAGCGCUUACCCAGCGUCAAAAGACGUAGAAGCAAACCUAUGUGGAUUCCAAGUAGCCAAUAUUGCUUGUACCUUCCAGCUACUCCGGAUGGCGGCAUUCGCAUGCCACAACAAAUUUGAAGAUGCUUGCGGCGCUGCGCUCGAACUCGUACAAGAGAUUACUCUAGUGCCGGUAGAGUACUUGCGGGCAAUCGGAUAUCCCAUGUUGCAAGAGUUGGCAGGGGUCGCUCACUUGCUUAGCAGCUUCAUUGCCCGCCAGUUGGUCGACUGGCAGUAUUACAAACUUCGCGAAGUCAUGUAA